Molecule: messenger RNA, 3659 nt
Organism: Globicephala melas (long-finned pilot whale)
Lineage: Eukaryota; Metazoa; Chordata; Mammalia; Artiodactyla; Delphinidae
Gene: GOLPH3L
Product: golgi phosphoprotein 3 like
Biological process (GO): retrograde vesicle-mediated transport, Golgi to endoplasmic reticulum; Golgi vesicle budding; Golgi to plasma membrane protein transport
Cellular component (GO): trans-Golgi network; Golgi cisterna; cytosol
Molecular function (GO): phosphatidylinositol-4-phosphate binding
Source: RefSeq, a predicted model, not a curated record
GGGGGGGUGGGGUGGGGACAGGUGUCCCCCUGAAAUAGAGCGCAAGCUGCAGCCUGAGUUUGGCCGUAACCCAGGAAAUAACGUCAGAGACAGGUAAGAAUGACCACUUUAACUCACCGGGCCCGUCGUACAGAAGGAGGGAAGAACUCUGAAAAGAAGGUGGAAAGUGAGGAAGACACUAAUCAAGACAGAAGUCAAGACAAUGAGGACACUGAAGACUCUAAGGAUAUCCGCCUCACGCUUAUGGAAGAAGUAUUGCUCCUGGGACUAAAAGAUAAAGAGGGUUACACAUCUUUCUGGAAUGACUGCAUAUCAUCUGGCCUGCGAGGGGGCAUCCUGAUAGAGCUGGCCAUGCGAGGUCGAAUCUAUCUAGAACCCCCCACCAUGCGUAAGAAGCGACUACUAGACAGAAAGGUACUACUAAAGUCAGACAGCCCAACGGGUGAUGUUUUACUGGAUGAAACUCUCAAACACAUCAAAGCAACUGAACCCACAGAAACUGUCCAAACAUGGAUAGAGCUACUCACUGGUGAGACCUGGAACCCUUUCAAAUUACAGUACCAGCUGAGAAAUGUAAGAGAGAGAAUUGCAAAGAACCUAGUAGAGAAGGGUAUUCUAACCACUGAGAAGCAGAAUUUCCUCCUAUUUGACAUGACUACUCACCCAGUGACCAAUACAACAGAGAAGCAGCGACUAGUGAAAAAGCUUCAAGACAGUGUCCUAGAGCGGUGGGUAAAUGACCCUCAGCGUAUGGACAAGCGAACACUAGCACUACUGGUGCUAGCCCACUCCUCUGACGUGCUAGAGAAUGUCUUCUCCUCUCUGACAGAUGACAAGUAUGAUGUGGCAAUGAAUCGGGCCAAGGACCUAGUGGAACUGGACCCUGAGGUAGAGGGGACAAAGCACAGUGCCACAGAGAUGAUCUGGGCUGUGCUGGCAGCCUUCAAUAAAUCCUAAAGCCAGCAGGUGGGUUUCUCCUUUUCCCUUACUGGCCAGUGACUGUCAGAGACACCAUCAGCAAGCUUUGUGUGAUGAGAUGUUUUCCAUCAUGUUUUUUCCUUCUCUUGAAUCAAACUCGUUAUUUGGGGAGAGCAACUUCAAGGCUCCUGUAUAGACUUUGACUAUUAUAAGCAGACUUUAUUUUUCCCUAUACUUCCACUCCAGAGGUGAAUAAACUGGGUGAACCAACACACACCCAAUAAAUAUUUUCUCUCAUUUCUUGGUUUACUUCCAUCUAGUGUGCUUUUGCAUUAGCAGGAAUAUCUAAGUGAGAUUUGGAUUUCUCUAGCCACAGAAUGUGAAUGAGAUGUAGAGCAAACCAUUUAUCAUAUAUUUAAAAUUUUAUUUUCCAUUUUAAAUAUAUGUUUUCAGUCUGUCUCUCAGGCUCUGCUAAGUAAUGUAGCUUGUUGAAGUAACCAUCUCUUUGAAUAAGGGGCAAUGGAAACAAAACUAAUUUUCGGAGCAUAUGGUCUCUGGGAUAUAAACGCGUGUCCCGCUAGUGGUUUUCUCAUUUUUCCUUUUCUAACCUAAUGAGAAUAUUCCAAAUGUGAUUACCUGGUUCUCACAGUCCUACAACCAGAAAUAUAUUCUCUACUCUCUCUCAGCAUUAUCCUACUCCAUCAUUCAUUAGAACAGAAGUCUAAAUGAAAAAAACGUAUCUCUCAACCACCUCCUUCAAGCAGUCAGCAAUACAAUUUGCAAAGGGAGGUGGCAUCAGAAUUUCCUCUCUUUAGCACAUGACUAUCCUGAUUCCUCCUGACUACUUUAAAUGUCCCUGCUCUGAUUGAAUUUAGGGAGUUGUAAAUUUCAAUUGCAGAAGGCAGCAUCCUGAGUCCAGACAAUAUAUCUAAACUCUAGAUCUUCUUGUUCCCUAUUUUGGCUUCCUACAUAAAUUGAUAGAUUCUGUCUAUAUUUAAGGGUUCUGGAGGUACUUUUAUCUAUAUUUAAUCCACAGAUACCCUUCUAGUCAUUAGUCUUGUCUCAACACAACCAUCUGUCUAACCAAAUCGCUAAAACAUUUUUUAAUUCAGUAGUGAAUGCAAACAGAAGCUUAGUAAGAAAAAUCCUGUUUAGAAGGGCAAUUUGUUCUUAAAAGCAUCCUGAUAUAAAGUCCAGUAUUUGGGAAUAUAAAGAGGACAGGCACCAAACUGUGCUAAUGUCAAGCAUUUGUUAUGCUGAUACUUUUAAUGGAUCUUGCCUCUUGACAGCUACAGAGAAACGGGCUAUCAAAGGGCUAAUACAGAUGAUCCAGACCUGACAUCAAAUCUUCCUGAUCAGAAGUAAUUAAAUGAAUGAUUGUAACUUCAUCUUCUCCCCUAAACCUGUCUAGCUCCACAAAAUUCCCAACUCAAUUAACUUUCUUUUUUCACUUUUAGGUAUCACUUAGGUGACUAGAGAUAUAAAUUUUAAAGUGAAACAAAUUCUUAAAUGUGAAGCUGAGUAGAGCUUCAGUCUGGCUCUCUAAAAGUAUAAAAACCAGUCCCUGGUUGCCUCUACCUGACUUAGUUUUUUCUUUCCAUAUGAAAACAAUUCAGCAUGAAUUGAAACCAGGUUUUCCUGUGGAAAGUUUCAGCUUGAUUGGGAGAGUAGAAGUUGAGUUCUUUCUAGCAACUCUUGGUCAGUGUUUAUUUUUAUAUUGUAUCUCGAUAAGAUGAAGAUGUCUUCAGUUUGAAUCUGCAUAAUGUUCAUUGCAAAACACCUUUUCAUUUAAUGCAUAUGGCCUUCACAUUUCUGUAUAAUAAAGAUUAUUGUCUCUGGUAUCUCUGUGCAGUUUUACAACUUCAGUUAUUUUAACUGGAAAUGAGAACUUUUCACACAAGGCCAGUAACACUCCCGGUUUACACUAGGAUACUAGCCUCUGUUUCAUCCUGUGUGGAAAAUUAGGCAUACACAAAUAUUACAAUUGUAACAUAUAUAUACUGGAGGGCAGGGCAUGUUAAGUCUAACCCGAACACCAGCUAAUGUAAAGUCUGAAUAGUGUCUCCAUCUCAAGCAAAAUAAGUUACCCAAUUACACCAUUAUUACCAUGAAAAUAAUGAGUAUAUUCUAUCCUAUUAAUAACUACUUGCACGUGACACGUGAACUUACUGAAGAGCUGAAAGUCUUAGGUUGCAAGUGUAGGUAACAUACCUAACUAUAACAGAGUUAACAAUGUGUGAAAAGAAAGAUAAUUGAGCUUGUAAUUGGCUUCUUGUUCUUCACUUUUAUAAUGUCUACAGCAUAAAGGACAAUAAGAAAUGUAUUUACUAGGAUUGUUUAUACUUGUUAUUUUUAUUUCAGAAAAAGUAUAUUGUUUUCCCAUAAGUCAUCCUUUGUAACAAUGUUUCUCAAAAUGUGGUGCAUCAAAAUAACCUUUGUGGGAGUGAGUACUUUGCCAAAAUACAGGUUCCUAGUAAAUCAGUCUCUGGGGUUGGGGGCUUAGGAAGCUGCAUUUUAAACAUAGUCUUACACGUUAAAAUAAGCUUACACGUUAAAAUUUGGGAACACUGCUUUAUAUUUUAUUGCCUAUAAUUCAUUCAUCCAAAAAAAUAUUGAGUACUUACAAAUUAAAUGGCACUUGCUAGGUGUGACAAUAAAAAAAUUGUGUAGGACACAAUUUCGGCCCCCAAGAACUCACAUUUAAGUGGGCAAAUAAGAUACUUUGUGAUAAAUGCUCAUGU